Planococcus citri (citrus mealybug) is the source of this 835-nucleotide messenger RNA. RefSeq names its product hoka (gene hoka). NCBI's taxonomy places the organism in Eukaryota, Metazoa, Arthropoda, Insecta, Hemiptera, Pseudococcidae. Bases 291 to 563 code for a protein of 90 amino acids. The transcript has 4 exons. The record is from RefSeq and is a predicted model, not a curated record.
AUUACUUCUUCAUUGAUGAAAUACCAAACUUACACUAUGCGAAUGGCUUCAACAUUCUAAUAGCAUAUUUUUAAUACAAUAUUUCGGAUAUGACAAACGACAAAUGACGAAUACUCGUACUAAAAAAAAACGUUCCCAACUUGAUAACACCUUUCUAAUCUAAAGUAUAUUUACUUUAUUUAAUCAUUUCGCCACACCUGUUUCCUCAUUCGAAGUCAAAUACGCGCAUACAGUUCGUACUCAAACUUCAAACUGGAAUGUGGAUCGAAUAAGUGUGUUUCAUUUUGGCCAUGUCGUUUACCAAAAAAUUGUUCAUUUUGGCGCUGAUUUUAGCGGUGAUUUCGUCGGAAGUGGAGGCCCGUAGGAAGAUUUUAAGGGGUCGGAAAACCAUCACUAGAACAUACUAUCGUGGUUUGGAAAUACCAGGAUGGGUUACGGUCAUUUUAUGGAGUAUUGGAAUUAUCGUCGUCAAUUCGAUAAUUUACCUCGGAUUAAACAAAUGGAUCAUACAAAGGAACGAGCCCCAGCCUGCUGUUCAAUAUAGAAUGGAGCACGAAGUUUGAAUACCUAAUUAUUUCUACGCACAACCAUUUCAUAACCAAUGGGUAACCUGCGAUCGAGAAGACGAAAUUAAUCAUUUUUCAAAAAUAAUAUCGUAACAGAAAAGUAUGGUCAAUUAUUUCAUACUAACCCAACAAGAAGCGAAAACGACCAGCUUAUGAAUACAGACACGAAACUCAAAAACACAGCCAAAGCUCGUUUUUUAUAAAACCACGAUGCCAUUAUUAAAAAUGUAAUAUACCUAGAACGAGUAAAAAUUGGUAGAAAACUUCAA